Amborella trichopoda is the source of this 3036-nucleotide messenger RNA. RefSeq names its product protein Brevis radix-like 4. The record is from RefSeq and is a predicted model, not a curated record. Lineage: Eukaryota; Viridiplantae; Streptophyta; Magnoliopsida; Amborellales; Amborellaceae.
AAAAUAAAUUACGAAAUAAAAUUGAAGGUUUUAUCUUUUUAAAAACUUCAAAGAAAUAUAAAUUUUUAUUUCAGCAAAUUAAACUUCUUAUCCGCAAUUGACACACUGAUUAAAGCCAUUGAUACUACACUUCUCUCUCUCUCUCUCUCUCUCUCUCUCGUAUUUGUUUCUCUCUCUAAGCGUUUGAAAAUUCUUAUGAAUCUUUAUUCUACAAUAAAGAAAAUUGAAGGUUUUAUCAGAGAGAUGAGUUACAGCGUUUCUGAAACUACGUUUCUGGGAGAGCUUUGAAGGGCGUCGCGUGCCAUUCAAUUUUGAAUGUCAAUGACCAAAAAGGUCUCAAUGUUUUAUGUUAAUUACGAGAUCAUUCCCUACCGUUACGAGCGCACAGAACGCCCUGUAUUUUUGGGAAAAUUGCAUACCCUCCGUAUCUCUCAGAAUCAUAUUAUUUAUGAUCAAAAUCAUAUUAUUUACGGGAUUGUAUACAAUAUAAUACUAUUUAUUUUUUGUGCAAGGAUGAAUAAUUAUUUUUAACCAUUCGAUGUGAAAUCCAAUUGAUGAAAUUGGUCGUGAUAUUCGAUAAAUUUUAUUUUGGACACUGCACUUAAAUAAUAAUAUAUCUUUAAUCACUCGAUUUUAAAUCUAACGGUCAAUAACAACUGUGACAUCCUUAUAUAAUCAAUAAAUAGUUUCAUUGUAUGCAUUUCUAUUAUUAUUUCUUCUAGUUUUAUAUUUAAUUUUGUAAAUUUAAAAUUUGGAAUGAGGGAGAAAUAGAGCAUGUGUUUAGUGGUCUUAUAAACUUUUUUCUUUUACAGUCCAUGAAAUUAAUUUUAAAUAUAAAGGUUAUUUUAGAUAUUAUUGCGCAAAUUGAGAGGUAUUUUAGUCCUAUUUAUUUAUAGAAUUGGUUGGGAAAAGAUGAUGACGGUCGAUGAUCAUUUAUUUCCUGUAACUUAUAUUUUUUUUUCAUCUUUUUAUAUUUUUUUAUUCCAGCGUCGGAUCGUUUUGUAUAUUAAUGUAAAUACAGGGAGGGUUUUCGUCAUUUGCGCUGUUUUUUUUUUAAUCCUUGUUUCCGGUAAAUGUGAAAAAAGGAUUCGUUAGAGAGAGAGAGGGGGAGAGAGGCGCAGUCUGCAGUUUCUACACAGAGAGAGGAGAGAGAAGUACACUGUGCUCUUUCUGGGGCAGUGAGGGAGGCUCACUGUAUAAUAUUUAGACAGAGAGAGAGAGAGUAGGACACUGUCAGAUAUCUAGAGUGAGAGAGAGGCACACUGUCUGCUCUUUCUGACCAUCACAAUUAUGUGAAUAUUUAAAGUGCCUGAAAUAGCAGGCAUACUUUAUUAUUAAUAUAAAUUAAAUAGCAGGCCUUUUGUCUUGUGAGGGAUCAGGUGGCUUCCUUCGAGGUUCACUCUCUCCACUCUCUUAGAUCUGGUAAGAAAUCUGUUGAAAAUGUUGACUUGCAUUGCUUGUUCAAAACAUUUUGAUGGCUCUUUGCGUGAUGCUGAAGAAGAUGAGGCCGCAACCCCCAAUACUAAAGAAGCAGUCAAAACUCUUACAGCUCAGAUCAAGGACAUGGCAUUGAAGGUUUCUGGGGCAUACAGGCACUGUAAACCUUGCAGCACUUCUAGUGGCUAUGGAAAGGGGCACCAUCACUAUGUUGAUUCAGAUAUUGGGUCAGAAGGUUUUCGCUAUGGCUAUCACAGAACCGGAAGCUCAAGCUCCACACCGAGGUUGGGAAAAGAGCAUAGUUUAUUUGUUGAUUCUAGGAUUAAAGGGAUUUCUAGUGGAGAAGUAACACCAAGGGUCGACUCCAUGGGCAUGUCGAGGCAAGAGGUGCUGUUCAUGGAGGAAGAGGAACCCAAAGAAUGGGUUGCUCAAGUUGAACCAGGGGUGCUCAUCACCUUCAUAUCAUUGCCUCAGGGUGGCAAUGAUCUCAAGCGCAUUCGCUUUAGCCGCGAAAUGUUCAACAAAUGGCAAGCCCAGAGGUGGUGGGCAGAGAACUUUGACAAGGUGAUGGAGCUUUACAAUGUCCAUAAAUUCAAUCGCCAGACUGUCCCCCUGCCCACUCCCCCCAGGUCGGAAGAUGAGAGUUCAAAAAUGGAGUCAGCUGAGGAUAGCCCUGUUACCCCUCCUCUAAAUGGUGAACGAUUACCUCGAAACUUCCAACGGCCUGGAGGGGGCUUGAUGAGUUAUUCAUCAUCCGACUCCAUGGAGCAUCAUCAUCAUGCAUCAUGCCAUGCUCGGCAAUAUGAUUGUGGGCUUGCCUCCACCCCAAAUCUAUCAGGCAUUAGCGCAAAGACAGAGAGAAGUUCAUCCAUGGAUGCCUCACGAACAAGCUCAUCAAGGGAUGCAGAUAGGUCAGAUGAGGUCUCAGUCUCGGCGAGCAAUGUGAGUGAUCAAGAGAUGGAAUGGGUAGAGCAAGAUGAGCCCGGUGUGUACAUCACCAUCCGAUCAUUACCUGGCGGGGGGCGCGAGCUAAGGCGUGUUAGAUUCAGCCGAGAAAGGUUUGGAGAGAUGCAUGCAAGGCUUUGGUGGGAGGAGAACAGGACCAGGAUACACGAGCAAUACUUGUAAAACUCCAAAAAUUCAUGGGAGAUUUCUUCCCUUCCUUUCUGUGAAUUCUCUCUCUGACCCCACUCUUUUGUGUAAUAUCUCUUAGGUGGGGUCUUGGUUUCUCUUGGGUUGUGCUUCCUCUCUCUAGGAUCUCUUCAAAAUCGGUUGGUGAAGGGGAAAAAGGGGGCAAAAAAAAAAUGGGGUGACCACUUUUAAGGUCUGGUGUGGGGUUAUUAUGGUCAUUUAUCUCUUGCCAAUAGUGCAAGGGUGUGGGCAUUAUGGCCAUUUAAUGGUUGUGCAAAUUUUCCCUCUCUCUUUCUUUUUCUUUUUUGCUAUUGUGAUUUGGUGAAAGGGGAUGUGUGGUUAUUCUGGAAAUUAUUUAUUUUGGUGAUUGGUGUGGGGUAUAGUUAUGUGAAUGGUUUCAAAAUCCCAUUGAGAAGUCUCUCUCUCUCAGCACUUGUAGUUGUGUUAAUGGUUUCAAAUUUUCUUUAA